This is a messenger RNA of Lucilia cuprina (Australian sheep blowfly), 3102 nucleotides long. RefSeq lists its product as uncharacterized. The transcript has 3 exons. The coding region runs from base 83 to 2953 and encodes 956 amino acids. NCBI's taxonomy places the organism in Eukaryota, Metazoa, Arthropoda, Insecta, Diptera, Calliphoridae. The record is from RefSeq and is a predicted model, not a curated record.
UUUCAAAAAAAAAAGAAAAUUGUUGAAAAGGUUUAUGAAUUUUUUGAAUAAAUUUUUAUAAAUUCUUUUAAAUGUUUUCAUAAUGAAUUCCAAAUUAUUUGAUUUGGAGCAUUUGCAACAAUUAACCUAUGAAAGAUCAAAGACGUGGGCCAGUUUUUUAGAUAAUGUGGCCGAAAAAGAAACUUUAGUAGAGAUUGACAUUAAUAACUUGGAGGACAUCUAUGGUCCGGAAUGUGAUGAAAAUGAUACACAUGAAGAAUUGGCCUCCAUGGAAGAUGACGAUUUUGAAGAAGUGCCAUUGGAUGCGGAUGUAUUAAGAAAUGUUACAAAUACUACAAGAUUCUCGUUGCUGUUCAAAAAUAAGACGUUGGCUCUACCGGAGAAUGCCAAUAAUGAGGAACAUAAACUAUUAGAUAUUUUCAAUCAAACUAUGCCCAUUAUAAAUGAACAUAAUCGUCAGUUGAAGGAGUCGGGAUUUGAAAGGAUUCUGAGUACAUUUGAUAAGCAAAAAAUAGAAGAUAAAGUAGGCAGUUGGUUAAAUAGACACAAUUCCUUGUAUGGAGGUGACAACACUAUGCUAUAUACAGUACCUCAAGACAAGAAAAAAGGCUACACAAGAGAUUGUCCAAUAUCGUCAGCAACUCGACAUGCUGGAAGAGCUGGCAGAUCUUGUAGAAAUCGUGGUACUAGUAACAAAGAUAUAAGUCAUGAUUCUGAUGAUUCUUUACAGUCGGGAGAAACAGCUAGAUAUAUACGUUCCAGUAGAGCUGGUGCAAUUAGAAAUGCUGCUUCCACUACCACCAUGAUUAAAACUUAUCGUAUGGUUAAGAGCACACGAGAGGCCCUAAGAGAAAAAUAUGCCUGUGAAAAAGCUGAAGAUGAGUGCCAUCUUAAGGCUCUACGUCAUCGUCGUAAAUUUGUAAAUGAAGUAGAGUAUCAUCAUAAUCAUUACGACUUGGCACGUUUACAAAAAUCUCGUAAAAAUGAGAUGAUCGCACCACCUGCAUCUUCUUCCUCACACAAAGAAAGACGUAAAGUCUUGCGUAAACGUAGCUAUAGUAAUAGUUGCAGUGCCAUAGAUUCUUCAUCCGAUUCAGACUAUUAUAAUGAUGAAGAUCAUCCUCGUAGGCGUCGUAACCAUUUACCUGCAUGUUGUAAUCAAUACCACUGUACCCCAAGCCAUAAUAAAUAUACACCCAUGACUUUAUCUAAAGAUAUGGUUAAACGUUUCUCACAACGUAGUACCAUAAAAAUGAAUUCGGCACGCAUGAAUCGCAUGUACUAUUACACCCAUUCCCAGACAAAAUCAUUUUCAUCAUCAUCGUCGUCUUCGGCUUCAUUUAGCAGCGUAUGCGAAAGACGUCGUGCAAUGAAAAGAAAUGGUAAAUUUUAUAGUGAUAAUAGGCCCUGUAGACGGGAAUCGGAGUGUCACUGUUGCAAUGAGAGAAAAUUAUGUGAGGACUACAAACAUGUUGCUGAUACAUCCACAGAAGAAUGGUAUGUUGAAAAUUGUAUUUCGCCUCAAAAAUCGCUUAAAACCUCAGCCUCGAGUUCAAAACCCUCUAUGGAGAUAGAGGAUGAAGUUGCCCCGAUUAAAGAAAAUGUAAUAAAAACAAUGAAUUCAAAGCAAACAACCAAGGACAACACUAAAGGCAAAUCUAAAACUACAAAAGCAAAGACAACUUCAAAUGCUGAUAACAACUGUGAAAAUGAAACCUUUGAUCUGGAACUACAAAUGGCCAUAGAAGCAUCAAAAGAACUAUAUGAAAAAGAACAGGAAAUGAAAAAGAAUAAAGAAUCUACAAAAAAUAAAAAAGAAAAACAUGAAAUUAUACCUACAAAACCAUUAAGGAAGAACAAAAAGCAAUUAGAAGAAAAAGAACAAAAUCAAAGAACUCGUAAAAGACAAAACAAGAAUCAAAGUCUAGACAUUGAUAAAGAAGAUGAAAUUAUGGAAAAAUUACCAAAACUAAUAGAAGUAAAGAAGGAACUGAAAGUAGAAUUGUUAAAUCCUAGUGAUGAUGAAAAUAUAUUUAUCAAACCCAAGACGGUGCCUCCAAAAACAACAACUACAAAAAAUAAUAGUUCCACUAUAACAACUACAUCAACAGAAGAAACCUUUUUUGCACCUACACAAACUCAAGUUAUUUGUAAUUCUACUGCUUUAUCUUCAAAGAGUAAGGCAUUUAAUAGACAAAUUACUGAUAAAAUGCUCAGUCUAGAAGAAGUGUCAAAUGAUGAAACUUAUAAAAACAAAACGGCAACUAAGGAAAUUAAAACAAAAAAGUCUAAAACAGAAAAAUCGAUUAAAGCUACUAAGAAAAAGGCCACUUCAUCUACAGCUAAGGAUAAAAAGGUAUCAACUAAAAAGGCUGCAGCCAGUACAACGGUAACCUCUACUACUAUACGUUCCCCAGAAAUGAAUUCUAGCUUAAGUUCAACAAAAACUGCAGCAAAAGAAAUCAUAACUGAAGCUGAAAAUGACGAACUUAGUGAUUGCACCCUAGUGACAUCGACCACAAAUAUCGAACCACCACCGCAGCCACCUGCCAUAACUCUGGAAGAGAAACUUGUAGAAAACUCACAACAGGAAGAUGUCACUCUAAAUACAAACCAUCAAAUGACUCAUAAAGGCAUUCUAAUUUAUGCACCACACAAUCGUUCUAUGGCUCCAGCUCACAGUUUUACCAGUGAUGGUUAUUUUACCAUCACCAAGGAGCAUUUGAGUGGUGUUAUUGGCGAAAAACCUGCUGAGAAAUUCCUAAAAUAUUAUAUUGGUCGUAAACGUUUCAAUAGUAAUUCAACCAUAUAUUUCAGACCUCCUACAGCGGCAUCAUUGAGCGGUAAUAAUAUUUUCUCUUCUUCGGAUAGUGAUGAUGAUUUAGAUAAUUUGGGACAAUAUGGUGAUCUCUAUGAAUCUCUUAGUAAUGUAACUGCGGAUGUAACUAAAUAGUAUUUGUCCUCCGAUUGAAAAUAUAUGUUACUUUAAUAGUUUUACGUUAAAAAAUUUAUAUAUUUAUGUAUUUGGUCAUACUUUUUUUUAAGUGUUUUAUGUAAGAAAAAUUUUCUAUUGUUAAAUAAAUGUUUAAUUUUUCAAUUUAA